Molecule: messenger RNA, 954 nt
Organism: Botrytis fragariae
Lineage: Eukaryota; Fungi; Ascomycota; Leotiomycetes; Helotiales; Sclerotiniaceae
Exons: 1
Coding region: 1-954 (317 amino acids)
Source: RefSeq, a predicted model, not a curated record
AUGUCUCUCCCACUCCUCCCAAAGCGCGGUCUCAGCCCUCGCGAAGUCACCGCUCUCCUCGUCAUGGUCGCAUCCCAACUCAUCAUCGGCGUCAUGAUGCUGCAGAUGAUGAUGGCCAAUCAAGGUGUUAACAAUGUUGGUUUCACCGAAGUUCUUCGUACCGUUCCACCCCCUUUCGAAGGUGCACAUUGCGAGGCUCAGAUGAAUGACAAGAACGGAAUGAACCUCAGUGGAAAUGUCGACUGUAGCAACUUUAAAAAAGACGAAAUGAUGAAGCCUUUCAAGAUGGGUCCAGGAAUCGAUGUUUCGGAGUAUUUGCUGAGAACUAAAAUCGACAUCGGUAAUCGGAUGACAUGUCAUCGAACUUUUGUGAUGGAGAAAAAGAGUUCUCUGAUUAAAGGGCUUUGGGAAGUUAUCGAGGGUAUCUACGCACUUGAGGAAAUGGCUGCGGUUUCUAAGAGUGACGAUAGCUCUGCUCGAAAUUCUGGCGCUCAGCGCGUUUUUCGAAAGGGAGAGGCGGCUACAGAUGGUGUCAAGGAAGAUUGGGAGGUCGUCAAAUUUGCGCAAUAUCCUGCACAUCCCGCUGCAGAAAACAAUCAAUUCCGCGCCGAGAUCUCAUACAUGGAGGAUCGAGUUACCAGGUUCCGCAAGUCGGUGGAGGAAAUCAUGGAGAAGAAUGAUGUGGAGGGAGUUUUGAAUAUGGUUCGGAAGAGUUUGAAGGGGUUUGGAUCGAAUGAACAAUUUAUGCAAGGGGAGAAGAGUGAUGGAAAUUCUGAGGAGAAAAUGAAGAUUGCUCAGAAGAGUAAAGAUAAAGUUAAUCGCGCAUUGUCCGGUCUGUGGGAGAUUUUUCAAGACAUGGAUGAGGAGAUGAAGGAUACUGAGCGCUGGUUGAGAGAUACAGAGGCGGCUUUAAAAGACGUUGUACAUGAGUUUAAGAUGGAGUGGAAGAUUUGA